CUCACUGCAGAUUUUUCAGCGCCCUGGCUUUAGCCGAGCCGGGUAGGAAACGACCCCUGCUCUCUUGCUCGUCCGCCCAGAGAGGAUGCUUUGACAGAUGUAUACAAAGAGACCAUCCCCGGGUCUCACUUUCUGUGCCUUCUACCUGGCCACCUACCUCACGAACAAGUAUGUCCUGUCUAUCUUGAAAUUCACCUACCCCACCUUAUUCCAAGGGUGGCAGACAUUAAUUGGUGGACUUUUGCUUCACAUUUCUUGGAAGCUGGGUUGGGUAGAGAUCAACAGCAGUUCCAGGGCCAAGGUUCUGGCAUGGCUUCCCUCUUCAAUGAUGUUUGUGGGGAUAAUCUACGCAGGUUCUAGGGCAUUAUCUAGAUUGUCCAUUCCCGUGUUCUUCACAUUGCAUAAUGCAUCGGAAGUUAUUGUCUGUCUGUACCAGAAGUGCAUUUCAAAAGAGCUUGUAUCUCCUGCAAAAAUCUGUAGUGUUAUCUUCCUCCUGGCUGCUGCAGGAUGUCUUCCCUUUUAUGACUCACAAUUUGAUCAAAUUGGAUAUUUCUGGGCUACCAUUCACUUAUUCUGUGUAGGCACUUACAAAAUACUUCACAAGGCCCAGAAAUCCAACACGUUAAGUGACAUUGACCAGCAGUACCUAAACUACAUAUUCAGCAUGGUCCUGUUGGCCUUUGCAUCUCAUCCCACAGGUGAUCUUUUCAGGGCCCUGGAGUUUCCAUUCCUGUAUUUCUACAGAUUCCACACCAGCUGCUGUGCUAGUGGAUUCUUGGGAUUCUUUUUGAUGUUAAGUUCAGCAAAGCUAAAAAACAGCAUGGCUCCAGGACAGCACACAGCCUGGAUUUUCUUUGCCAAGGUUAUGACAGCUGGUUUUUCGAUUUUGCUGUUUGACACAGUCCUGGACAUUGCAAUGGUGGCUUGCCUUCUACUGGGUGUCCUGGGAGAAGCCUUGCUGGUUUACUCAGAGAGAACAAGCACCUAGAGAAGAGGAGCACAAAACCCACAAGCUACAAAUUCCAGCAAAACAAGAAAGCAAGACCCCUGUGUGGAUGGAGGAGAUAACAUGGAAGCAGCCAGAAUAUCGAGAGCCAUGGCCGGGCCUACUUCUUCCUCAGGAGAGAGGCCUCAGAGAAAACAACAUCUGUCCCUAAGGAAGAGAGAAGGGGGCCCUCUGGAUGUUGUUACGAGUGGCUGCCCGUGGCUAUCUUUGGCGUUUCUCAGCACCGGCUUACUAGAGACACAAGCGGUCAUUCAGUGCCUAUAUUUCUCUCAGCCCCUUUGUGGAGGGAGGAGAAAUAGAAUCUUCCCUGGGAUUUCCUAGAUCUUUUUUGGAAGCAUAGGAUCCAUUUUUAUAUUCUUCAGGGAAUUCCCAUCCCUAGAUUCUCCUGCCUGGCCUGACAAAGAAUUGCAGAAUUCAUCUUGGAGAGAAAUCCUUGGGAGGGAGUUGAUUUGUGAGGAACUGAAUGGCCCUUGCUGGGCUACACUAGAAAUCAGCCAGGCAGCCUGACUUCUCUGUUUUGAGCUUGAAAGCUUAGUUGUUGUUGUCGGGUUUUGGGGGUGGUUUUUGGUUUGUUUUUGUCAUUGCUUUUCUUUCCCUCUCACAGAUUUCUCUGAACUCUCAGCAAGUCUAUGUUGCAUUUAUGUUUUCUUAAUUCCAUGCACUGUUCCAUCUCCUGCAAGAUGAAAACCCAAGUUAACACUAAAUUAUCACCAAAGGGAGGUGGUUGUGUAAGCACUGAUGGAUGCCCUGGAUAGUAAAAGACACUCCCCUGCUCUCUGCCCAAAACAACAACAAAACCCCAAACAAUCUGCAUUCCCCGAAGCCUUCAAAUUAGUUCAUUCCCUGGCAUCCCAGAAGAAGUUGCAAAUCACUUUACAAGAAAACAAGCUUGCGUUUUUUCCAUGAGAAAGUGGAUUGGAAAUGUUAUAACCCUAUAAGAGGCUCUUAUGGGAAUGAAUUUAUAUAGGAUGAGAAUUAGUUUUGGGAUCCACAAGGAAGAUGUUGAGGAAAUCAUCAAUAUUUGGCUCCAAAAAUAUUUGGGUUUACAGUUGUUUUGUGAAGACAGUAUCACCCUACCCUCAUUUACAGAGCUUUGGCCUUUUGUAGCAUAGAAGAUGGUAUUGUUACCAAUUCACAGAGGCCAUUGUCAGGGGCUAGAAGCUCAGCUCAACCCUGUACUGCCUCAUUCUAAAGAAGCUCUGUGCUUUCAUGGAAGGUAUUGGCUGAAUAGUAUUUCCUUGUUUCAUUUAAUUUAAUUUAAUUUAAUUUCUUUUUCUUUUUUGCAGGCCAGUGAGGGUUAAGUGACUUGCCCAGGGUCACACAGCUAGUAAGUGUCAAGUGUCUGAGGCUGGAUUU
Messenger RNA from Dromiciops gliroides (monito del monte), 2362 nucleotides. It is a transcript of the gene SLC35D4, whose product is annotated as transmembrane protein 241. Lineage: Eukaryota; Metazoa; Chordata; Mammalia; Microbiotheria; Microbiotheriidae. The record is from RefSeq and is a predicted model, not a curated record. Gene Ontology annotation, cellular component: Golgi apparatus. Gene Ontology annotation, molecular function: antiporter activity. The coding region runs from base 98 to 988 and encodes 296 amino acids. The transcript has 15 exons.